AUGUCAGAUCAUGAAAUGUACGAUAAUAUUGAUGCUGGAGCAUCACAAACGUACCCUGUGCAAGCAGGUGCAAUAAAAAAAAAUGGUCAUGUAAUGUUGAAAGAGCAUCCAUGUAAGGUGGUUGAUUAUUCCACAUCAAAAACAGGAAAGCAUGGUCAUGCAAAAGCACACAUUGUAGGUAUAGAUAUAUUUACAGGAAGGAAAUAUGAAGAUAUAUGUCCAACAUCUCAUAAUAUGGAUGUACCUGUUGUAAAAAGAACUGAAUUACAAUUAAUUGAUAUUACAGAAGAUGGUUUUGUGUCUCUUUUAUAUGAUAAUGGAGAUACCAAAGAUGAUUUAAGUUUACCAAAAGAUACCGAAGGAAACUUAGAUGAAGUAGCUAAACAAAUACGAAAUUUAUUCGACAAUGGAAAAUCUGUUUUGGUUAGUGUUCUUUCAGCUUGUGGACAAGAAAAAAUUAUUGCAGCAAAGGAAUUAUCAUCAUAA
Messenger RNA from Plasmodium falciparum 3D7, 486 nucleotides. The record is from RefSeq and is a predicted model, not a curated record. NCBI's taxonomy places the organism in Eukaryota, Apicomplexa, Aconoidasida, Haemosporida, Plasmodiidae.